Messenger RNA from Phascolarctos cinereus (koala), 3227 nucleotides. The record is from RefSeq and is a predicted model, not a curated record. Lineage: Eukaryota; Metazoa; Chordata; Mammalia; Diprotodontia; Phascolarctidae.
ACAUGCAUAAUAUUCCCUGUUUGGUUUCAAUCUAACAUGCGAAGGCUUGGUGAACCUACUUCUAGACAUUAAUGACAGUUUUAAUGCUGUGUGGUUGCCUGAGGAGCCAGAAAGUCUGACAACUCAGGAGGAAUGGAGCUGGAACUGAAUUCAAAUACAGAAAUAUUGGGAGAAGAAAGGGGACACAAAGCCUCUCAAGAGCAGUGGAGUACAAGAUAUAGGCACUAGCAUACUGGGAAUCUAAGAUAAACUGCAGCCACUAUUGAGACUACUAUUACUGGUCUGAGCAAAAGUGGAGAUCCUGCUGUGACCACUCAAGUGAACCGGCAGAGGAGUAGAAGCUGAGGCAAUAGAUAAUGAAUUACCUGUGGCCAGAUAAUGCAGGAGCCACUCAGAACAGAUGCAAAUGACUGGAGCCAUUUAUGAUGCUGAGAACUGAACAGGGUCUGAGUGAAUACCAAAGAAAUUUUCUGUGGAAGAAAUCACAUCUCUCAGAGUUAAGUAAUUCUCCGGAAAGUCAAAAAAGUCCAUGGGCUGGACUUCGAUCAGAUCAAAUAGGAAUCACGAAAGAACCAAGUUUUAUCUCAAAGAAAAGAGUUCCUUAUUAUGACCCAGAAAUUCCCAAAUACCUUGAGUGGAAGGCAGAAGAUGCCUCUGAGAAUGAGUUGGUUGUAUUGCCAGAACCUGAAGUCCCAGAGGUGCCCAAACUGCAGGAAACAAAAGAAAAAGAUGACCUGAAUGAAGAAAGAAUUUUAACCGCUGAGGCCCUUAGAGUGCCCAAGAGGGUUCGAUCUCAUUCUGCUGACUCUCGAGUUGCAGAAGCCAUUGACCCUGUGGAUAAUAACAAAGAAGCGAUUGCAGAUCCCACACCAGCAAACAGGAAUGCAGAACCACAAAAGCCUUCUCAAGGUCUUUCAGAAAAUGUCCAUGACCAGCAUUUGGACAGGAUUCUACGGAGGAAAGCAGGAUUGCCUGUUGUUGCUCCCAUAUAUCAUUCCCUCAGAAAUUCUGAAUAUCAAAGACAAUUUGUAUGGAAGACCCCGAAGGAGAACUCCCCAAUUCUUGCAGCUGAUCAGUUUCAGAGUAGUAAAAAAGAAAAUUCAUCAAAACAGAGGGAAGCAGAAAUGGAACCAAAAGACAAAAUUUCUUGCCAUAAAUAUCAAAGGAAAGCAAACACUGAAUAUAGAGCUAAAUUUUUGUCCCCAUCUCAGUAUUUAUACAGAGAUGGUGCUUGGAAACGGGUGAGGGAAAACACGCUAAAUCAGGGUUCUCAAAACACCCUAAAUUCCCUGUGGUAUGCUGAGGUUAAAGAACUUCGAGAGAAAGCUGAGUUUUAUAGGAAACGGGUACUUGGGACACAUUUUUCUCGGGAUCAUCUGAACCAGAUUCUCUCUGAAAACAAUUGCCUAUGGGAUGUCUCUUCUGUGUCCAGCUCAGAAGGAACUAUUAGUAACAACAUCAGAGCCCUAGAUCUUGCUGGAGAUCCUAUAGGUCAUAAGACAUUGCAGAGCCAUGAUUCCAAAAAAAAAGCAGAAGAAAGACCACCUUUGGCAACACAGUGCCAGAAAGAUACUACAGAAAAAUUGGGUGUGUCAGAUGCUCUCACCGUCCCUAUUAGAAGAAAACUGGCUUGGGAUGAAGGCAGCACUGGUGAUCAGAUACAUAACCAUGAAAGAAGAGUGGAAGAAGAGAAAAAUGUAAAUGCCAAGCAGGAUUGUAGAGAGGAGGCCAAGGAAUUAGAAGAAAGUGAUAGCGAUGCCAAGAGAGACAGGGUCCAAGCAGGAGAGACUGCUUCACCACCGAGUGCUUCAGCAUCAAAUGGGUCAGAUUCUUCUUCUGUGUCCUCAGGAAAAGGUGGCCGGCUCCCAACGCCAAAGCUGAAAGAACUUGGGGGACCCCCUAGGACUCAUCACGAUCUAACUACUCCUGCUGUUGGGGGUGCUGUUUUAGUGUCUCCAUCUAAAGUGAAGUCUUCAUUCCCAGAACAUAGGAGAAAAAAGUCUUCUCCAGAUUUCUUAGGAGAAACUUCAAAAAACGAAUCUAAUAGGAAAGAACUUGGGCCUAGACCCUUAUUGACUCCUCUAGCAGCUGGUUUGAAAACAGUGGAUCCCCUCCCUUUGAGAGAUGAGAUUGAAACCAGUAUUUCCAAAUCUGACGGGGCUCAUCCAGGACCAAAGCAUCCUGCGCAUUCCAUAAAAGUCCCUGUGCAGGGGACUACUCAGCCUCUCUGUGUUCCAUCAUACUGGAAUCCAUCUUGUCGCAUUCAGGGAUCUCUCAGGAAUGCAGAGUUCCAGCAUAAUGGAAACCUUGUGAACCCAAGAACAGGCCUUUACCAUUUACCUCACCAAGAAGUCAAUGAUGAAGAUGAUGACAGAUUGUCCCAGAUUUCUGCUCGAUCUGCAGCCUCUAGUCUGAUGGCUUCUCAAACUUUGGCACGUGCUCAGAAAAGGAAAGAGAAUUUUUGGGGCAAAAAAUAGUGAUCUUUAUGAAUGGCUCUUUCCAUUUUGGUGACUAUUGCUGUGAUUAUUUUUUUUUUCAUUCCAAGGUUUUUAAAGUAUUUGGGAUUCUUGUAUUUUGGGGGGAAGGAGAGGUUGGCUUUGUCUAGGGAUAUGAGUAACUAUAUUCUAAUAGCCAUUUCAGUUCAGUCAUUUUAAUUUUUUUUCUUUAUGUAGGCAAAUUGAAUUUUAAUUUUAAAUUAAUUGCCAUUUUAAUCUUACCUGAAAAGAUAUUAAUGGAUUUAUCUAGUCCUUCACAUGUUCUGAACUUAACUAUUUCUCAUCAAGCAUAGUUGGUAGAAUUAAGAAUGACAUCUGUUACCAAGAGUAUUCUGAAAAGUUAAACUGUGUAAAAACUAAGAACUAAGUUUGAAAUGUGUGGUUUUGUAGGAUUGGUUACUUAUGUUUAUAAAUUAAAGAUGUCAUAAGUUGAGUCUGUACCCACAAUGUUCACUUCUAGUUUUUUUUAUUUUUAAAAAAUGUUCUUCAGAAUAUAGUUACUCUUAGUAUGAUUAAAAUAAUUGUACUUAGGGUGAAAAUAUUAACUGUAUAUAUAUUUUUUAUCUUAUAUAAGAAAUUUGCUUGAAAUAUGUAUAUUUUUGGUCUCUUGUGUUUUCGAUUUGUAUGAGAGCUUUGUCUUACAUUUUAAUAAUGUUUGAAGGUGGAAAAGUUAUUUGUACAAUGAAGCAUUGAAACUUUUUAGACAUUUUCAAAUAAAAACGAUCAAGUGUG